AAUGUAAUAUUGCCAUCGGAGUGCUACCAGUGGAAGUAAACUGCCCACACACAGUGCUGCUAGAUUUCACAGGACACACACGCAGUGACGUCAUUUAUCAGAGGACUAAAUGACACGCCCACUCCAUUCAAAACUUAGCGCAGGCGGUCCAAAUCUGAGCAGAGUGUGAUGCGCCUUAACUCAGGUCACUUCAGAGACUCACCGUGCGUCCAUGGAUAACAGCUAGGCUACAACUAUUGCCACUUGUUUGAAGAGAUAAAUAGCCGUAUCUGAUGGCAUUUUUGUAAGUUAAUGACACUUGACAAAUAGUCAAACUUAUUUCUAGGUGGAGACACAGGUUUUGGGGCCAUGUUACAAAAGGUAACAUAGCCAGGUCUGACUGAACUGUGCGUUAAAGGAACUUUGGGCUGCUUUCCGCUGGACCGAAUUGAAAAAGGGGCACCAUAGGAAAGUGUUUCAGAAAUGGCAAAGCCUAUGGACCAUGUCAAGCGUCCUAUGAACGCUUUUAUGGUGUGGUCGAGGGCUCAGAGACGCAAGAUGGCACUGGACAACCCGAAGAUGCACAACUCUGAGAUCAGCAAACGCCUCGGAGGCGAAUGGAAGCUCUUGUCAGACUCUGAAAAAAGACCUUUUAUCGACGAGGCCAAACGCCUGAGAGCCGUUCACAUGAAAGAACACCCGGAUUACAAAUACAGACCGCGGCGAAAGCCCAAAACCUUGGUCAAAAAAGAUAGGUAUCAUUUUAAUGUGACGUAUAAUCUGGGUGACAGUGACCCGUUGAAAAGUGCGCGGUUACCCAGUGACGCGCUCGCGGACUCGCUGAGCGCGGACAAAACAUCUGUCGCGGCCGCUACUCGGGUGUUUUUCAGUCACCACCACCUGUCCGCCAACCCCUAUCAGUUUCUUGACCUGAAUCCCAAAAUUGCGGAAUUACCCCCUGCUCCUUUCCCACAUUACUCUUUGCUCGGGUAUCCCGGUGGAGUCUCCGCGUUCCCCGGCAUGGGCGUUCUGGCCGGUGCGCCACACGCUCACCCGUCUCCGGGGAACCCGGGCCACAUGGUGCCCUAUAACUGCCUGGGCUGGCCGGGUUCUGGACCUGCUGUUCCUUCUUCUUACGUGCUUUUACCAGGAAUGACCAAAGCUCAGCACGAACAUUACCUGACAUACGCCGCCACGAUAUGAUUGGAUGCUCUUGUGGUAUAUGGUCACGUGCACUUGUUUAAAGUUCUGCAUUUGUAAAAAAUAAAUAAAUUUGUAAAAUAUUAUUUGUGCAAAAGGAGUUCGCUUUUAAUCUUUUUUUUUUUUUAGGAAACACUAUAUUUUACAGUGUCCUCCUUGUUACAUGUUGCCUACUUAGUAAUAACAGUAAAUAAUGCAUAAUAACAUGCAACUAAACCAAACUCUAGCCUAUUUAUACUAUAGUAAGGCUACAUGUUGCAAUUAAUGUCACUCAGUACCUAAGUUACACUGUAACGAGGACACGUUAAAAUAAAGUGUAGCCUAACCUUUUUUGUAUUUGAUGAAAUUUACGAUUUUUAAAAAAAUUGCAGCUGAUAUGGCUAUAUUUUACAGUUAACUCUAUAUGUCAUUAAAAACAUAAUGUUGAUACAACAGCCAAAGAGCUAUUACAGUCUGUUACUGUAAAUGUGCUGAUAAUAACAAAAACCAAAGUUUUACACAAACACAUAAAUAAUGCUAUCAACAUUAAUCGAUAUAAAACACUCAAAUACCUACAUUAAUAACAAUAAUUACAAAUAAAUGUUAAAUACUUACAAUAAAUGGUUCACAGAAUGAAUUUUGGGAAUACCUACUGGCAUAAAUUGUGAGACAUUCAUACUUUAAACUUUCAUAGAUAAAAAAAGAUUACAUUUUUUAUAUUGUAGUUUGGCAGUACACUGUGAAAAAAUAUUUUCA
Molecule: messenger RNA, 1914 nt
Organism: Pimephales promelas (fathead minnow)
Lineage: Eukaryota; Metazoa; Chordata; Actinopteri; Cypriniformes; Leuciscidae
Gene: sox21a
Product: SRY-box transcription factor 21a
Biological process (GO): neuron differentiation; positive regulation of transcription by RNA polymerase II; brain development
Cellular component (GO): nucleus
Molecular function (GO): RNA polymerase II cis-regulatory region sequence-specific DNA binding; DNA-binding transcription activator activity, RNA polymerase II-specific
Source: RefSeq, a predicted model, not a curated record